Macrobrachium nipponense is the source of this 5977-nucleotide messenger RNA. RefSeq lists its product as uncharacterized. Lineage: Eukaryota; Metazoa; Arthropoda; Malacostraca; Decapoda; Palaemonidae. The record is from RefSeq and is a predicted model, not a curated record. The transcript is spliced from 11 exons. Gene Ontology annotation, molecular function: protein binding. Gene Ontology annotation, biological process: DNA damage response; positive regulation of double-strand break repair; protein localization to site of double-strand break. The coding region runs from base 347 to 4288 and encodes 1313 amino acids. Gene Ontology annotation, cellular component: site of double-strand break; nucleus.
GUUCCAUGUUCUUGGCAGGGUAUUUGUUAAGCGAAAACUCCAAACUCAGCAAUUUAUGGCUCUUAGGCGCCGAGUUUUGGUUAAUGGCACCUCUGUUAGGUAUGUUAUCAUGCCACAACCCUAGUAUAGGCACCAUAACCGAAACUCGGCCUGUUAUGGCGCCAUGAAUUGCUGAUUUAAACCAGAUUGCUGAUAACCGAGGACUUCCUGUACUAGGUAAUUGCAAAUGGGGAAAAAAAGCAUAAAUAGUUUUAAAGAUAGCAUGUCUGUUAGUGACUGCCUCACUUGCUGGCUCCCAAAGUUGAGAUAUUGAAUAUGAAAAUUUUAUUAUUAUUGGUUUGAACAGAUGACAACUCACUUCACCUUAGUUUCUUCUACAGGAGUGACCUACAACAUGGCAUCCAAUUCCUCAGUGAAGAGAUGCAUAUUUUCUGGGAUAAAUGAGAAGAAUUUUGAAGAGCACCUUCGCAAGCGCAUAGAAAAGCUUGGGGGCCUGGUGGUUGACAGAGAAAACAAAUAUACAUUUUUAUGCUCUCAUGUCAUUGUGAAAGAUUUUUAUGCCACAGAAAAAAUUUUGGCAGCUCUUGCAGCAGGUAAAUGGAUUUUAAGUUACCAGUAUGUUGAAGACAGCUACCAAAAAGGCUAUUGGCUUAAGGAAAAGGAGUAUGAACUUUCCGUGUUUGAUGAAGUUGCCAGGUAUUGCAGACAUCAUAAAGUUAGGACUGGUUUUGGAAUGUACCAUGGUUGGUGUUUCUACGUUCACCUGACAACUAAGAAUUUAACCAGGUCUAUACGAAGAAUUAUAUGUGCUGGCGAUGGAGAAAUUUUGUCUGAGGCGGAUCUGUCGAAGGUCGACAUUGUGGUAUCUGAAAAAGAACUGGUACCAGUGCUCCGUUCACGAGUGGGAUACAAGGCACCCAUCAUUAAGUAUCAUUACUUGAAAGACACCUUGAUUAUGAAAAAGGAUCCACAUUCAUUUCAUCAAUACAUGUUAGAUAGUUAUGGAAAAACUUCAAUUACAAGGAAAACAAAAGGUUACGGUUCUGAACCAGUUAUCAUCCUUGACAAUAAUUCAUCUACAACAACAAAGCGUUCAUUGGUGGAAGACGAUGCCCAUUCGAGUAAAAAACACUGUUCAAAGAAUAAGUGUCGUUUGGCUCCAAAUUCUAAGCAGACCAUAAUAGAUAAUUUUAUGGGUAUUGAAUAUAUCUCUCCCACAAAUAAGAGCUCUUUGCCACCACAACCAUCGACCUCGAAAGACACAAGGCACCGAGGCCCACGUGCAUCUCCUUCUGACAAGCAGCCCUUAUUGAUAACAGAUUACUUCUCAAAAAAAAACAAAAGCCAACUAGGUGAAACUGGAGUAGAAGUAGUUAGUGAAGUGCUUGUCCGGAAACCAAAAGGAGAUAUACUUAUAUCUCGUCAGAGUGACGACUGCAUUAUCACAAAGACAGAGAAGGAUCCACCAUUUUCAUGGGGCAUAGUAAGAAGUUCAGUUGACAUUGAAGUGCUGGAGGAGGGGAGGCCCAGGAGAAACAGCGAUGAAGAAUGUAUGAUAACAGAGGUGAAGAGAGUCUCACAACCAGUGAUUGUCUUAUCAGAGGAUAAUAGUUCAGAGAAAAAAUGUAUGAUAAAAGCCAACGAUGUAAUAGAACAAACGGUAAUGUUGUCAAAAAAUUCAGCCUCUGGUAUUGGCAAGCCUACAUAUAAAUGUGUAAAAGCACUCCAUUUUCCAGAGGCUAGCAAAGAGAAUGAGUCUUCCAAGAUAUCUGAUGGAAAUGAAGUUGAUAUGACUGGUUUGCCAGAUGUAUCAGAACAGGAGGAGGAGGAGGAGGAGUUACCAAAUUUGUCCCAAAUACCAAAAACCACUGCUACUCUUCCUGAAAGUGCAGUUUCAAGGCUUUCACAGCCUUUUGUCAGAAAUGAUGUAAGUCUAUCAUCAGGGUUUGAGGCUAAAAGUUUGAAAGAGAAUCUCCAAAUGGGUAAUUUAAAUGUAAAGGAAAAUACAAACGGUGGUGAAUGUAAAGAGCAAAAAUACAAGCGAACAUCUGGGUCUGUUAUGACAAAGAAGGAUCUUGAGAAACUCCCAGAGAACAUGAAGAAAUGUGUCAACCCCCAGGCAACAAUCCUCCAGUAUUCAAAGAAGGACAUGAAGAACACUGUCAUCAAAUCUAUCCAGUUCAGUAAAGUAAUAAAUCAACUCAGCAUGUCCAUUUCAAACCAUGCUGAGAGUAAGCUUGUGCAGAAAAAUGAAACUUGCCAUCCAACAAGUUCCUUAAUGGCUGUGCUCCAUCCUGCUUCAACUUUUCAGUGCACCACAUCUGUAAGGGAGCUCUCGGAACGAGAAAUUGCUUUCUACGAGUCUAGUACAGACGAAGAUACUAUGGAGUCCAAAAUGGCAGAAACAGAAAAAGGAAUCAUUAUAAUGGGUAUCCAGGGACUCCAUCUGUUCAUCACUCCUUACAUGUACCCACCCCCAGCUACUCUUGGUCAUCUUCUUCAAAAAAUGGUGUUUGAAGCCCCAUUUGCUCUAGCUUACUCUCGAGCUAUUGACUUAGCGCAUCGCGUGUUGUUAUUCUUUCCUCCGCUGAAUUUAAAGAUGCGCAAAUAUUAUGUCAGUGUCCUUUCAUCAGCCGCAAAGCAUGAUAAGGAGUUCCACGAGAAAUUGUACCUUCCAUGGAAAUUUAUGGUGCGGCCCAUCGAGUCUCUGCUGUCUAGCCCAGGUAAUUCACAUGACUCUUCCAUGUCAAGCUCUUGUGAAAAUGACUCUCUGCGUCGAAGCAGUUCCUUAGGCCUCUUGGAAUUCAUCGUUACUCUGUUGAGCGAAGAUUUGAGACAACCAAACCACAAGGAAUUGGUAAGGGAACAUAUUGCAUGGCAGGUAUUUUGGGGCCAUUCGCAAGAUCCAAGAGAGAUAACUCCUCCAAUUAGACAGCUGUUGCGGUUUUGGAUGUCGGCAGCGGAUGCUCCUGUAACUGUUAGAUAUUGCUUAGGCACAUUAGUUGCAAUAGUAAUGGAAUUAGCUUGGAGACAUGAGAGAUGUCUGUUAUUACCUGUCACACCUCAGCCUUUUUCACUAGGAAAUUUAGCAGAUUCCAUACGCCACCGGAUUCAGGAGUGUGGAAGCAGCAGAUUAAUACAACUAAUGUGUGAGUUGCCUACCCCAUGGUCCAGGGCAGUUUUGGGGAUCAUUGUCUUCCAGAGUGAAGCACAAGUUCAGGAACGAGAUUUAGCUUUAGGAGAUAUUGUGGAAUAUGCAUUGUUCCUCGAAAAUCAACAGGAACAGUCUAAAAGUAAGGUUUCAGAUACUGCAAAGGUUUUGCCAUUGUCACCCUUGAGGAAACAGCAGAAACAUAUCAACAAGAGAGGUCCCAAAGGUGAAAGUAAGUUGAUGUUAGCCUGUAUGAAGAAUAACAUUUCUAAAGUGAAUGAGUUGCUGGCAGUCCCUGGAAUCGACAUUAAUCUACCUGACAAUAAUGGUUGGACUGCUCUCCAUGAAGCAGCCAUAAGAGGUUAUGAUUCAUGUGUCAAAGCACUCCUGAAUUAUGAUUGCUCAAAGUCUUUGGAUAUGAAGAAUACUUUACAUCUAUAUUUAAGAAGAGCAAACCACUAUGCUUGCAAUGUUUUUGCACAGUCAUACAAUGGACAAACUGCGCUUCAUGAUGCAGUUUCGAAUAAUCAUUUUAAAACAGCCAAACUUCUAUUGGAUCAUGGCGGAGGAGCCCUACUGAAAAUUACCAAUAAUGAAGACAAAACAGCUUUGAUGCUUUGUAAAACUGAUGCCAUGAAACAUCUUCUCAGGUCAUAUGAGGGCAAAUCAUCAGUAAAGGGCUCUCAAAAACUUGGUCCACGAAGGUCUUCCCUGUCCUCUCGACUUGAUAGUGGUUAUCGAUUCAUCUUAGGUCAUGCAGAUAAGAAAAAAUUUGUUCUUAUACUCACCAACAACUUCAUGGAAGCCUCAGUGGUGAGAUUUGCCAGGUUUGACAUGAUUAGAGAAUCAUACAAGAUGUAUUGUCAAAGCAGUUCAUACCAGGAAAACCAGCAGCAGCAACAAGUUUCUAAGAAACACGAAGAUGAAAGUAGUCGCUCGGAAUCGAGCAGAAGAGAUGGAGAGGUUUCGUGCAGAUAUACCGACAUCCAACUAACCAAUGCUGAAAUGGAGCUCUUUGAGCCAAUAUAUGACAGCAUUGUCAGCAACAUCAAGACGGCCAGAGAAUUUAAUCAUGCUGUUCUGGAAUCUUCUAAGGAAUCUUCAUUCAUUUCUUCCUUAACAAGUAUUCUGUCAUAAAUGGUUUAUUGGUGAAUCUGAACAUAAAUUCUUAUGAUUAAUGAAGACAUUCUCCCUAAAUACAUAGUACUUUUUGGUGAGAGACAAUCGUGCCAGUUGCAUUUCAGAUAUUAAUUUAGCAAGUGGCAAAUAUUGAUAGUAUCUGCAAUGUAACAUGUUUUUAUUUAAGCAACAUGAUACAGACUGAUUUGCAGCAACAUACAUGUCUAUUUUUAAAUAUUAUAUAGAAAAGCUGUCAAAAAUAUUCAGUGCAUAUAUAUUUAACAUUAUGGGGAAUGAAAACUGAAAAAUGAGUGACAUUCCAUGAAUUUGAUGAAUUUGUGAUGGAAGUGUUUGUAUUUUUUCUUACUUUUGAAUUCCAAGAGACUGUUUUGUUCCCGUUUUGAAGUUUUCUCCUCAAAGAUCAAAGAAGUCAUUAAGGUUUUGUAAGUACAGUUGUAAUGUUAGCUGAAAUGUGUGACAUAGACCAUGAAUUUGUUUUUGGGUUGUCAUGGUUUCCGUCAUGCAAACCUUUACGUUUUGAUGUCCUGGGUGAGAAAACUAAAAACCUUGUUUCUAUAUGCAAUCAAGGGUCCAGUCAAGAGAGGACACUUCAUUUCUUACAAAAUUAAGAAGUUAUGCUGAAAACUGUAUCCACCCUUACAGACAUACUUUUGUCAUUUUUAUAUGUCAUUAAGUUAAUAUUUUCAAAUACAUUCCAAGUAAUAUUGAAUGUAUCACUGUUAUGCAGUUAAUUAUUUCUGAGUGAAUUUGCUACACAAGCAAAACUGAAGUUUAUAUAUAUGCCUGAUAGCAUAUUAAAUUUUUUUAUUUUUUGUAUACAAAUGGUUUCAUCAUCAGUAUUAAAGAUUUUUCCUUCAAUGGAAUACAUGUGAAGUGGGUUCUCCCUUUUGCUUAGUGUGUGUCUGUAAUUUAAUGGAUACUACUCAUAAGGGCUCUGCCCUGCUACUUCCACAUCUACUUCUUUUCUGACUAACUGCUUCACUCCCCCAUUCACCACAUGGCCCAAACAGCGUGUCUUUAAAAUCUCAGUCCAUUUGGUCUCCUAAACCCCACUUCUCCCUGCCAGCAAGUCUUGGUUUACACCGUAAGUGGCAGUCUGCUUUUCGUACAAGUGCAGACCUUGUACAUAUUACAGAUCUUGUUAUGCUCUUUUAUUACUGUACAGCAUUUGAUGAUUUUUCACCAAUUGUGAAGGUUGUUCUUAGGAAUUCUUAACAUAUAUGCACAGAAAUUUAUAUGUACAGUGGUCCCCCCGUAUUCGCGGGGGAUGCGUACCAGACCCCCCCCGUGAAUAGUUAGAACCCGCGAAUGUUUGGAACCCCUAUAAAAAUGCUAAAAAUAGCCUAUUUUGUUAGUUAAAACUCAAGAAAAACCCACUAAAAAUUUUCCUACCGGGUUGUUUUAAUAGUUUUAUCACAAAAAGUGCAUUUUAUGAUGAAAUUCAUCAAAAAAACCAGGAAUUUGUGGAUAUUUAUCAUAGAAAAAUACAGCGAAUGCGCGAAUUUUCCGCGAAUAAUACAGGGAAACGUUCCCGAGAGAAAUCCGCGAAUGUGUGAGUCCGCGAAUCUGGAGAACGGGAAUACGGGGGGUCACUGUAAAUCAAAAAGUUUAGUAUUUUUUGUAAAUAAAGGCUACCUUUUUAUUACAGACUGAAAGAUGUUUUAUAAAUAAAAUUUUUAUUUGCUA